AUGGCCCACACCCUCCCUGCGGAAUUGAUGCGCCAGGUGUUUCGUUGCCUCAAGGCUGACCAUUGCGCGAACCCCUCCCCAACUUUGCCCCAGACGCUCGGUGUCUGCAAGCUCUGGCGUCAAAUAGGUUCCGAGGUGCUCUAUACCGACAUCUCGGUUACAGAAUUCAAGCUCGCAAAGUUGGCAGAGUCCUCGCCUUCCGGCCGGAUGCUGACUCGGACGCUCUCUAUCAAUAUUUCCUGCAACGACCUCAAAUAUGCGGAACCAUGCCACGAGGCUCUCAAUGUAGCAUCCAUCGACUUGCAGCUCAACGACGAUGCGUGGACAGCGAUUCACACCAUACCUCGGAUCGUGCAGGACAUGGUACAGCUGGAGAGUUUCAGUCUGGUGAUCCCGACCUAUCCACCACAGAAUAAGACCAGAUGCAGAGCUGUGCACAGUGCAAUUCCAUAUAUCCUCAACGCCUUGCCAAAUUCGGUAAAACACUUGGAAAUCGAUACUAUCGAUGCCUGCUUUCAAUAUUGCCCACCACUCCAGCCGCAUUUCUGUCCUUUGUUGAGGGAACGCAUGCCGUCGUUAUUCAACUUGCGUCUUAGGCUUCCCAGACUCUGUGGACAGCUUUUUCAAAGGUGCUACUUCGAACACUUUCACGACCCAAAAGACGCGUCUAGGCGGGGUAUAAUGGAAUGCACUGUACUUAUCAAUACUGUGAAUUCUGAUGUUGAAGGCAUUGAUUUUCGCGAAUAUCUAACACUUGGGCGCUCUGAAGGCCUGGCAAAUGACUGUCUGCUGGUGCUGGUCCAGACGGCCCAAUCUGCCAUUUACAAUGGUAGAUGUCAGGAACCGCCGCGACUCUCAUUCUUUACACGACGUCGUGGAGCCUCAGAAGGCGCCAUGUUUUCCGCCUUCAAUGAACUGGCCGUGAUACCAACCGUCAAGACGCUGAGAUAUCCAUACCGGGAAAUGCCAGACCAGGAUGGCGCUUUCUUACGUUACCGCGAACCGGAUGGCUCGCAGGGGGAAGCUUGGGGGCCAUGGAACGCUCUAACUGAUCUGUUCGAGGGCCAAGUCUGGGUCGAGACCAUGGAAGGAUACAGGGUCCCCAGUGUCUACUUGAAACAGAAUCUGCGGUUCAAGCAGUCUGUGGCCAAGAGCACACUUUUGCUCAAAAGAAGGCGGACCGGGGCUGCAACCAAAGGAACAUUAUUUGUUAAGGAGAAAGCUGAAGGUCGUCUGCUUCUACGAGUGCAGGAGACUUCCCGCUUCCAGCCGCACAUUGUGAGACGGGAGUCUACGAGGAAAGAAUUGGACAAGGCGACGAACGCAGAUAUGUCCAAUCCCGAUCCCGACGAGGGUGACAAUGAGGAUCUCAGAGAUCUUGUAACGCUGGCUCCUGAAGACGAAGCAUAA
This is a messenger RNA of Fonsecaea nubica, 1410 nucleotides long. RefSeq lists its product as hypothetical. The record is from RefSeq and is a predicted model, not a curated record. Bases 1 to 1410 code for a protein of 469 amino acids. NCBI's taxonomy places the organism in Eukaryota, Fungi, Ascomycota, Eurotiomycetes, Chaetothyriales, Herpotrichiellaceae. The transcript has a single exon.